Messenger RNA from Phialemonium atrogriseum, 2931 nucleotides. RefSeq lists its product as uncharacterized. Lineage: Eukaryota; Fungi; Ascomycota; Sordariomycetes; Cephalothecales; Cephalothecaceae. The transcript is spliced from 3 exons. The record is from RefSeq and is a predicted model, not a curated record. The coding region runs from base 1 to 2931 and encodes 976 amino acids.
AUGCGCGCGGCGCUUCCAGUCAAGCCCGUUUGUGACGAGCCGGUUUGUUAUGAAGCUCCUCAUGCUCCCGACGAGGUUCUUUAUUCGGGUUCGGAUGAUGAAUAUUACGAGAACCCAGCCGAACGAUGCCAGCGAUACGAAGCGCAAGCACAACGAUAUCUUGACGGCAAACCUGUUCACAUAUUUUCUGCCAGUUUAAGGGGCCCGUUUACCCAAGAGUCUGGUUGGCAAAAUCCAUGGCGAUCAAGGACUGGACAAGGGAAACCGCAGCGGCGAGGACCUCACAAGGUCGUAUCUCAAUCUACAAAUGCCCGAGUGGGUUAUUGUUCUACAUUGGACGAUAGUGGCUGGUGGGACGAACCUGACCCCCUGACUCAUAAGAGGAGCGACGCCGUAUUCAGGCAACCGGAGAAAACGAAAACCCCACCAACACAGCCGGCCCCAUGUCCCUUACCGAGCACUACGAGUUCCAAGGCGACUCACACACGCAUCAACCCCUAUAUGGACGACGUUUCUUGGGUCCGGGUCCGCGCUUGGAGAGACGAAGUUCAGUCGAACGCCGCAUCAAGAGAGGAAUUCUGGGUUUCCAGCCAUGGUCAGGCUGAUGGCGAGACAUCCGCAAGGAAGAGGAAGGCUUCCAGCUCAGAAUGGCUUCGCAGAACGGUUGUGAAACGAAGAAGGCUUGAGACACCUAGCAUCCGUGCCUCUCCCACCCCCGGUCAAUACGAUGAAUCACUGCCAAGCGUACUCAACAUUACGGCGACUCCGUCAUCCUCGGUUCCCGGUGAUGAUCUCCCCGAUACCCGCCACGCCGGCAAUUCCUUGCGACACCAACGAUCUUUCUCGAUGCUCAAAUCAGCCGCAAAGCAACGUUUGGCCAAUCGGUUAGCCAUCACCGGUCGGGCUAGAGGCACUGUCGAGCUGUCUCAGGGGCGGCCACGUGAUUUCUGCAUGUCUGAGGCGCAACCGCACCAGAGACAAAAUGAGAGGCCGAUGGGUAGGGGUCUGUCGAACACAGCUGUACCUCGUCCACGUUACAGCCGUGAUAUAGAUAUGAAAAACUACGAGAAAGGCGAGGAAAGCGAUGAAAACGAGGAGAAUGACGAGCCGGAGGAUCCUAUAUCGACAACGAAGCAAGCGAUCAACAAGGGCACUGAAAGCCCCGAAAUUGCGGAGAAUGACGCUGUCGCCUUGCUUUCGGACGAGCCUGAGGCACCUAUGGAGUCCGGCCAAGUACCGGAAGCGUUACCGGAGGGAGGAGUGGAUGAAGAAGAAGCAGUUCCGGAGGACGGUACUGGUGUUAUUGCGUCAGCCAUUGAUGGGCCAACCCUAGUCCCCUCGAGCCCUUACGACGAGGUUGAAGGCCAAGCAAAGGAAGCCAGCCCCCAUUCUGAACAUCUCCAGGUAGAACGACAAGGGCGCGAACCACCUGAAUCUGGCGACAACGAGGUAGCCAGGGAUACAAGCUUCGAUGCCGGUCGCCAAGCAGAAGAACUUCGGGAACACAUUACCGAGAUUACCCAACCAGCGAUAACGUGUACGCCUCACGAUCUAGCCCAGCAGCUGGGGAGCAAUCCCAGAUGCUAUGGAGCGAAGGACAACAAUGAACCUCCCUCAUCGUCCCACGCAAGAAUCAGUGAUGGUGUCUACGUGGCAUUGGAGCAAUCACUGUCUACUCUAGAGCCACACUGUUUCGAGGCUGAAGAGAGUGAGGAAACAGUAGAGCCCAGGGCGACCGAGCCAGAAAUGGCGGACGGAACAAUCGCUAUGGAGCUUGAAGAACUGGGUCUUCUGGGGCAGGAGACGUCGAAGGUACAGUCUCUCAGAAGCCCUGAACAACAACCAUCGCCGCAGGGGAGAAAUACACCCAGACAGCAACAGAGUCCCUGGGUUGAAGAAGUGGUCGAUAUACCGUACAUGACCAGCCUGGCGGAUGACCGCUCAACGAUACCCUCCCUUAUACUGCAGACGCUCGACAAUAUUUGUACCUCGGAACGAACCGAACCACUGCCGUCCUCGCGAUGCUUCCAGCCUCUUACAUCUCCUGCAAGCAACAAUGGCCCCCUUGGGACCUCUAAUGAUAACUUACCAGAGCAGGCUUUGGGAUGCGAUGGGGAUGUUACUAUGCAUGAAUCCCAAGCCCAUGCAGACCGGCCGUCAACCCCUGAGACCAAGCCCUCAAGCCUACCAACCCCAGACUUCACCCUCUCCAUCAAGUCGUUGAGGGAAUUUAUGACCCCGUCCCCCGAGCCCCCCCGGCAACCUAAACGCGUGUUACUGCAAAACGGCCAACUCCCGAGUACCCAAAUCCUCUUCGACGCGGCAUUAUCCAACCCCUGGAGGAGCUCAAAAAAGAAGCCUGUCCGACACGUCUCCUUUGCGCCGUUGCCCGGCGAGGCCGGCGAGUCGCACCGCCCGCGGGCGCUGUCCCCACCCCUCAACAUGUCGCAGUCGGAUCUCCCGGCGGAGAACACGCGCUUCGGCAAGCACUUUGCCACUGUGACGCGCAAAGGGCCCCAGAUGCGGCGGCAGAGGCAGCAGGCCCAGCGCCUCCUCCCCAGCGCGUCGCAGCAGAUGUGCGCCAGCCCCGCGUUCGACGCCAUGGCGGAGGCGUUCAUCGAGGCGGACCAGCGCGCCGCUACGAGGCAACAGCACGAGGGUGGUGCAGGGCUCGAGCAACAGGGCACGUCCUCCGUUAUGGAGGAAGGAGAGAUUGUGAUGAAGGAAGAGAAUCACGGUCCCGACGGCGUAGACGACGUCCAAGCCGUCCUCGAGAACCUGGACGAGUUCCUGGAUAGCUUCGACGUGGAGGUCGAGCUGGACAGGGCGAGGGUGGACGACCAGCAGCAAGGGGCCAAUGAGAGUCCGAUGUGCGUCGCCGGCCUCGGGGUCAACAUGACCUCCAUCAUGGGGGUCAAUGUUUGGGAAUAG